UGGCAAGAAGGAAAAAUUCAUGCAAGAUAAGGCACAAUUGCACAAGACAUGUCCUACAUAAAGGUGGCCAUUUCCACUACGAAGCACAAAACCAUACACAUCUAAGCCUCAAAAAGAUACAUCAUUCACCCUCGAGUCAGACAAUGGCUCUUGUUGAUGACGAGCUCAAGGCCAAGGCCGAGGUGUACUACGACGAUGAGAUUUGCAAGCAGUGCACCAGGCUCCUGCUCAAGGAAGCAGGCCUCCCCAACGGCCUGCUUCCCCUGAAGGACAUCGUGGAGUGCGGCUAUGUCGAGGAGACUGGGUAUGUGUGGCUCAAACAAAAGAAGAGGAUAGACCACGUCUUCCAGAGCCUGGGAAGGGUGGUGUCUUAUGGCACUGAGAUCACUGCCUUCGCAGAGAAGGGCAGGAUCAGGAAGGUCAAAGGGAUAAAGACCAGGGAGCUCAUGGUGUGGCUCCCUGUGGAGGAGAUCUCCCUCGACGAACCAGCGACCGGUAAGCUCAUCUGCAAGAGCAUUGCCGGCUUUUCUAAGAUCUUCCCUGCAUCAGCUUUCCACAUCCCAGAGAAGGAGAAUGAGAAGGCCAACUGCGCCGGACCAAAACCAGUGGUCCUCAUGGAGAGGGCAGCACGGGUUGUUAAGAACAACUGAUCGAUCCUACAAUCCUGCUCCUGUGUACGUACUAAAAAUAAUCGUCGAACUGGUGCUUUACUAUUUGCUUACUUAUGUACUUCAAAAAAAAGGUGAUAGCCCAAAGUUCUGCCUAUAUACAGCAGUGUAUGGCUGUCCUGGUAUUUAUAAACCUCCAAGCCAACCGCCCAAACUCCUUUUAUAUCUACCUCAUAUAUAGCUGUAUGUUACUCAUAUGUACUACUACCAUAUAAUGGAUGGAUUUUAUAUGA
This is a messenger RNA of Triticum aestivum (bread wheat), 901 nucleotides long. RefSeq lists its product as uncharacterized. Bases 144 to 650 code for a protein of 168 amino acids. The transcript has a single exon. The record is from RefSeq and is a predicted model, not a curated record. Lineage: Eukaryota; Viridiplantae; Streptophyta; Magnoliopsida; Poales; Poaceae.